AUGGUUAUUAUAGAACUCCCACGACUGCCGAAACUUUCAGUUCCAAGAUUUCGCGAGAAAAAGGAAGCUGUUCGAAAUAAGAAACUUAAGAUGGCAAAGCCCAGCGAAAUAACAGACGAGAACUCUCUGCUUAAAAAUAUGCCAUUUAAGCCAGAGAAAAAGCACUUAUGCAAAUACUUCGUAAAGAACGCGUGCAUCCGAGGAAGCAACUGCACGUUCUCCCACGAUCUGUCAAAGUUCCCCUGCAAGCUCUUCCACAUAAAGAAGAAUUGCAGAAGAAAGAACUGCCAGUUCUCGCACGCUCCCAUUUCCGAGGAGGAGGUGAAGCUGCUGGUCUCUGAUGGAUGGGAGCUUGAAAAGGAAGAAAAAGAGGAAGUUUUUAUUUCUCCUUUCUUGUAG
Messenger RNA from Nematocida minor, 399 nucleotides. RefSeq lists its product as uncharacterized. The transcript has a single exon. Bases 1 to 399 code for a protein of 132 amino acids. Gene Ontology annotation, cellular component: nucleus. Gene Ontology annotation, molecular function: metal ion binding; RNA binding. Lineage: Eukaryota; Fungi; Microsporidia. The record is from RefSeq and is a predicted model, not a curated record. Gene Ontology annotation, biological process: negative regulation of DNA-templated transcription.